AUGCGACUGGACUUCGAUGGGUCGGAGUUUACUUUCGAAAUUAAAUAUCGUCCCGGUAGAGUUAACGUCGUUGCUGACUGUUUAUCAAGACCACCGCCAGAUAUACAAAAGUAUAUGGAAAGUUGCAGUGUCAAGAUUUCGCCUGACGUUAUUCAAGCUACUAUCUCGGCGGUUAAAGCACAAGAAACAGGUGACGUACGGAUAACAGCCGUAACCGCUGAUGAGAAAGAACUACUGCCUGAUAAAAACUAUGAGGCAAUGCCUGCUGGCGCAAGUAAACUAAAGGUCGCGGACAUAGUCAAAGCACAAGACGAGGACGCUACAAUAGCUCGCGUUUUACAACUCUUAAAAACCAGUCAUAAACCUUCUGUAACAGAAUUACGACGAGAAACACCACAAGUUCGAAAGUACUUCUGUAAAUGGCACGUCAGCGAUUCUUCUGGCCAAACAUGCGAAAGGACAUCGAACAUUUUAUCCAUCACGUCUGCCGAUGUCUGAAGCAAAAACAAUCCAAUCGACAUACAGUUGCACCGCUACAACUAAUUGUCACAACUGCACCGUUCCAAUUAAUCUCGAUUGACUUUGUACAUCUCGAGCAGAGUUCCGGUGGUUACCAGUAUAUCUUAGUAGUUGUCGAUCAUUUUACUAAGUAUUCUCAAGCCUACCCUACGAAAAAUAAGAGCGGUGUGACGGCGGUGGAUAGAAUUUUUAAUGAUUUUAUACAACGGUUUGGCGUCCCGAAAAAAAUCCAUCACGACAUGGGCGGGGAGUUUGAGAACAAUUUUUUCAAGCGAUUAGAACAAUUAACCGGCGUAAUGCGCUCUCGGACUACACCGUACCAUCCUCAAGGCAACGGCAUAGUUGAGCGGAUGAAUCGUACUUUGUUAGGCAUGCUGCGAACAUUACUAGAGUCGUAUAAGUCUAGAUGGAAAGAUCACCUUAAUAAACUCAUUCAUGCGUACAAUUGCACUGUACACGAGUUCACGAAGUAUUCACCAUUCUAUCUACUGUUCGGUAGAAGUCCCAGACUACCUAUUGACUUAAUGUUUGACCUGCCAGACAAAGCGGAAAGUAAUUCGCGAUCAGAUUAUGUGUCGAAGUGGAAAACUGCAAUGACCGAGGCUUACCGAAUUGCUCACGAAGCUACUACGAAAAGUGCCGAAGGAAAGAAGAACUAUGAUCGUCGUAUACGCUAUACGGACUUACAACCAGGAGAUCGUGUUCUUGUUCGAAACCUUUCACCGAGGGGAGGACCGGGGAAACUUCGAGCAUUUUGGGAA
Molecule: messenger RNA, 1280 nt
Organism: Paramuricea clavata
Lineage: Eukaryota; Metazoa; Cnidaria; Anthozoa; Malacalcyonacea; Plexauridae
Source: the annotation of a GenBank genome assembly